AUGCGAGCAGUUCGCUAUCAUGGAAGAGAAGAUGUCCGAGUAGAUGAUGUGCCAGAGCCAGUAUGUGGAAGUGGACAAGUCAAGUUGUUGCCACGGGGGGUUUGGAUUUCUCACCAUCCGAAGAUCAAACCAGCAUUCGUCGGUAUAUGUGGUAGUGAUCUUCAUGAGUAUAUGGGUGGUCCACAUGCAGUACCUCGAACUCCACACCCGCUCACCGGCGAGAAACUCCCUACUACGCUCGGCCAUGAGUUCAGUGGGAUCAUCGAAGAAGUUGGAACAGAUGUGACGGAUCUCAAAGUUGGUGACAAGGUCGCCGUUAAGCCUAAUUUGUCGGACGGUACCUGUCGGUCCUGCUCAAUGGGGCGGGUUAACUGCUGCGAUCAGCUUGGGUUCAUUAGAUAUAGUGGGAGUGCCGGUGGUCUGUCCGAUCAUAUCGUCGUGGAUAGGAAGCAUGCGAUCCAACUACCUGAAUCAAUUCCAUUAGAAAUCGGAGCAUUGGUAGAACCUCUAUCCGUCGCCUGGCAUGCCGUCAAUCGGAGCCCUCUCCAAAAAGGCGACACCGCACUCGUCAUCGGCGCAGGCCCAAUCGGCCUAGCAAUCGUCCAAGUACUGCGAGCACGAGAAAUCGACACAAUCAUCGUGGUGGAAGUUUCCAAACGACGGCGCGAAUUCGCCGCUACCUUUGGGGCAUCUCACAUUCUAGACCCUACAGAGGUAGACGCCGUUGCAGAGAUACGAGCUAUCACUGGCGAUUUCAAGGGUGCUUCGGUUGCCUUUGAGUCUUCCGGUGUUCAGGCGGGACUUGAUACUGCCAUGGCAGGAACUAGGGUGCGUGGGACGACGGUUAUAGUCUCGCUCUGGGAGAAGAAGCCCGUUCUGGAUGCUAUCGCUGUCGUCCUUGGGGAGAAGCAUAUCGCGGGCGCGGCGGUGUAUGAUGAAGGGGACUUUGCGGGUGUGAUUGGUGCUAUUGAGUCGGGCAAAAUUCAGCCACAAUCUAUGAUCACCAGUACGAUUCCUAUGGAGGAGAUAGUUGAGAAGGGAUUCAAGGCACUUAUUCACGAAAAGGAUCAGCAUAUCAAGAUUCUUGUUGAUAUCUCGGCGUAA
This is a messenger RNA of Penicillium cataractarum, 1104 nucleotides long. Its product is annotated as 2,3-butanediol dehydrogenase. The record is from RefSeq and is a predicted model, not a curated record. Gene Ontology annotation, molecular function: (R,R)-butanediol dehydrogenase activity; zinc ion binding. The transcript has 6 exons. Bases 1 to 1104 code for a protein of 367 amino acids. Gene Ontology annotation, biological process: butanediol biosynthetic process. NCBI's taxonomy places the organism in Eukaryota, Fungi, Ascomycota, Eurotiomycetes, Eurotiales, Aspergillaceae. Gene Ontology annotation, cellular component: cytoplasm.